This is a messenger RNA of Balaenoptera musculus (blue whale), 717 nucleotides long. RefSeq names its product ADP-ribosylation factor-like protein 2-binding protein. The record is from RefSeq and is a predicted model, not a curated record. The coding region runs from base 1 to 717 and encodes 238 amino acids. Gene Ontology annotation, biological process: maintenance of protein location in nucleus; positive regulation of tyrosine phosphorylation of STAT protein. The transcript is spliced from 3 exons. Lineage: Eukaryota; Metazoa; Chordata; Mammalia; Artiodactyla; Balaenopteridae. Gene Ontology annotation, cellular component: mitochondrial intermembrane space.
AUGGAGGAGGAGGACAGAACUCCAGCAUUUAAUGAGUGGACAGAGGAAGAGAAGGCCAAAGAAGAGAUUGAGAAGGCAGGGCAAGAGAGCCCGCGGGAAAAUAAGGAGAAAAGGGGUGAAAAGAGUCAGAGCUUCAGAGCUUCAAAAAUCGGCCACCGAGUGGACCUUGAGGCCGUCCCUGGAAACUUCAGAGGGUGCCGAGUCAGUGGCUGGCAGAGCGAGAUCCCGAUGGUAGAGGGCAAGAGAACUUCUUUCACGCUGUCCACCUCUUCCGCCGCUGAAGCUGAAUCUGAUGCUUUGGUUGGCUGUAUGGAGGACGUUAUCAUGGAUGCCGAGUUCCAAGUACUGCAGAGAACUUUCAUGGACAAAUACUACCAGGGUUUUGAAGACACAGAAGAGAAUAAACUCACCUACACGGCAAGUUUUAAUGAAUGUUUUUCUUUGGUAGAAAAGUAUAUUGAAAAACAGCUGCUGGAGGGGAUACCCGGAUUCAACAUGGCAAUUUUCACGACAACGUUAAAGCACCAUAAAGGUGAAGUGGCUCAUGACAUAUUCAACAUGCUGCUCACAUUUACAGACUUUCUGGUAUUUAAAGAGAUGUUUCUAGAGUACAGAGCAGAAAAAGAAGGCCGAAGACUGGACUUAAGCAGUGGUUUAAUGGUGACUUCCUUGUGCAAAUCAUCUGUACCAGCUUCCCAGAACAAUCUGCAGCACUAG